Bursaphelenchus xylophilus (pine wood nematode) is the source of this 5242-nucleotide messenger RNA. NCBI's taxonomy places the organism in Eukaryota, Metazoa, Nematoda, Chromadorea, Rhabditida, Aphelenchoididae. The record is from the annotation of a GenBank genome assembly.
AUGUGGAGGGAUCACGUGCUGAAGACUGUCAAUCUGAAGGCGCCAGGGGAGAAUGCAUUUGCUUUAAUCAAUGGUGUGAUGCAAUUGUUUCUUGAGUGUAGGACAGUAAUUUUUAAGUAAGCCUUAAUUGCGUUAUCGCCAAAUAACCAAAAGUUCAAAACACUUGGAUACUGUGCUAAAAUUUCGAUUUAAAAUACAAAGUUGUUACUUAUGUAGCAGUUGCAAAAAUAUGACAAGCCAUACAACUACUUCAAAGUUUCAACCUGCAAAAAUGGACAAAAGUGAUUACGGCUGCCACUUAAAUAUCAGUUAACGCCAUGGCGUUAGAAACUGUAGCUCCACCCAAAUCAGAGUGGCCUAAUCGUAGAUUAUGAAAAAGAGCCGCAGGUAAAAGAAGAUAUUGCCACAGAAACUACACAAUCACAUCAGGUUGAAACCCAGAUCAAGGAUUAAGUUGCCAGAGAAAAUGAAAUCACAAUUAAGCACGUUACCCGGAGUCUAAAGGUUUGGGUCCUUACAUGCAAAGCUUAGCCUUUGGUCAUUCUCAACAAACAUUAUCCAGCAUUGACGUAUAAAAGACGUUGCUGACCUUGAAAGCGCAUCCUCAAGCCUUGAUUUGCAACGCAUCAAUGUACUUCACAAAGAAAUUGAGGUAAUCUUGAUCAACGCCGGGCAAGCCUUCAAUUUCGAGUUUCGUUUUCAAACUGAAGUAGAAACAUGUGUGCUGUUGGCUAAAUUUAGUUUAAUUUUUAUCAAUAAGUUUUUCAAAAAAUCUGUGGUUCUUAUUUUUGAUAAGUUUUUGCAAGAGUGCAAAAGUGUCCUCUAUAGUGUAAAAAGAUGAUGUCUGCUCUCUUUUCAGUGCGUUCUCUUUACUUUAGAGCUCAUAGUACCCGACUGCAAAUCAGCAAUCAGCAUUGAUCUGCCGAGAAAACAAACAAUCUCCAAAAAUAGCCGGCGGCUAUCAAAAUUGCUUCUAAAAACGUUCCAAUUUCACGUGAACCCCAUUCUCAACGUCUUCAUGAACAACCAUCUCUUUCUCUGAACUCUCUAACCUACCAGUUAUUACUUUGGCCUUUAGACGAGGUUAUCAACGCAAAACGCGUCGCAAUUUCCAUAAACCCCGCCCCAAAGCGGACUGAUUUUAGGUGUGCUGAAUGCGUGUUCAGACCCCAUUUCUAGGCCUGAUCAUCCUGAUCCUGGCUGUUUACUCCCUACUUGUCUACAACAAUUGGCAUUUGUGGCUAGUAGAUUACGAUAAAGCGGAGAACGGGGCCAAGCAGGAGCUGAUCCGGCUGGCCAAACGGGUCAAAAUCCAAGAGGACAAAAAGAAGAGUAAGUGGCAAAAAAAGUACGGUGGCAAUUUUAAUAUAAAUAAAAGUCAAAAAUUUUUUGUUUAACUAGCAGGUUAAGGAACCUUGCAUUUUUUAUAAUUUGUCUUCAUUUGCGCCACGUUUCAUCAAAAUUUGAAAGAACUUUCCUUUUUCCUAACUUUGUUUUCGAAAAAUUUGAUUUUACAGCUUUCAUUUCGAAUUCCAACUACCCUAAACUGGCCCUAAAACACUUUGACCUUGACACUCCGCUAAAUUCUAAAUUCCUUCCCUCGGUAUAACUUUUCUCAUGACUCAUUUUCCAUCUCAUUAUUCUUCUUUUAUUCAAACCCAUGAUGAUAUAAAAAAAACCUCCUCAAGAUUUUGAACUGCAUAUUUUUACUCGAAUUCAUCUGAUUUUAUCCAAAACCGAAUCCAUCAGUGACGUCGCCACCUGCGACGUCAUCGAUGGACAGGUUUUUAGGCGACGAACGUUUUUCGAACGGGCGUGGUUUAUAAUUUUAAAAGGCGAAUUUUGUUAUGAAAAGUGUUAUUUUGUGAUAAAUUAAGGCUCGUCUCAGAGGUAACUAGUGAUGCUUUAUUAGGUUUUUAUCUGAAAAUGCAUAAAAGAAUAAAAAAAAGUGUUUAUAGGGUUCCCAGAACGUGAAGACAUCUUUGCGGCCUUUUCAUUGGACCGAGCUCAAGUUGAAUCGAAUAAAAAGGCUAGCGAAAGCGUUGGACUUAACAAAUUUCAAGGGUAAGUAAACCUAAGCUACAUAAAAUAACCUUUUUUUACAACAUGUUGCAAUAGUUGUAAGAAUUUUUUGAAUAGACGUCUUAUUUUACCAUUUUUUUGUAUCCCUUUUGAGACGUCAAGGAUUCCUUUUUUUAAGCCAGAACCCGUUACUUCCUUGUACUCAGAGUGCAUUGAUCAUCAAAUUGUUGUCGCUGUAGCCUCAUUACGCUUUUAGACAUACCUAGUUUUCUGUACUACUCUUCCAUCACGCUUAAUUUUUGUACUUUGUCAUCCUGACCCCCCAACCUAUGAUAAGGUGUAUGUGUGGCGGCUGAUCCCCAACUUAUUCAGUUUUUUUUUAAACUGUAAGCUGCUUAAAUCCCAUACGUGAUCAUCACCAAAUUUCCGACUUUUCAAAGCGUCUGUAUUAGGGCACUUAUAAUCGCCAUAUCAGACGGGUAUAUAAAGUAAUAUUUAAGACAGAAGAUUUUUUAAGACCUGUCUCUUGGUUGGGAUUGCGGUUUAUUUAAGCGCAUGUGGUAUUGUCGACACACUGAAGAAGUUAUAUUCGAUAUUGUUUCAGAAAAUGUGCUCAAUUCGACGUGUUCAUGUUCCCGCCCCCACCGAACUCCUCCACCUGGACGCGAGCCAUCCAACAGGGCCUGCACAAUUCGCGAUACCGCACCGAGCGGGCGCUCGAUGCCUGUGUUCGCAGUGCCGCAAUCGACAAUCUCGACCAGUUUCGGUCCGCGCCGUCCCGAGUCGCGCCCGAGGAUAAGAUGGUCCUCUUUGUGCGAGAGCCGGGCAAUCAUUUCCCAUCGAAUUUUAUGGUGUUUAGCCAGCAUACAUUGUAAGUUUUAUUGCCUGGUUACGUUCAAUAUACAACAGCAGAUCCUAAAAAUUAAAAAUUUCACGUAUUUAGCCAUAAAUCGCCGAGUUAUGGACAAAAACGUCAAAUUUUAUGCCUUUUCAGAUCUAUUCAUAAAAACGUAAAAGUAUAUUUACUCAAGAAAAAGUAAAACGCGCAAAUCGUUUUAGAGGUCCUAACGGCGUUUUCCUCGACAUUCCAGCCAUAUUUAACUCAUCUCAUCUACCCGAUCUCGACUACUUUAAUCCUAAUGUAAGUCCAUCAAAUAAUUUUUUAAAUAUAAAAAAAUUUUUUUUAGUACUUCCUACAAUUUCAUAUCCCCAAUGCCGAUCGUAAUAAAACUAUUUACAAACCGAUAAUUGAAAAAUGCACAACAAAUUCUACCUAUCAUAAUAUAAAAUGCUCGCUUACUCAUGAUCCGGACGAUAUUGAUGCAAAGCCAGGUAAGGAGGGGUAAAAUACGUCUAAGUUUCAAAAAUAUUCAUUAAUCAUCAAAAAAAUUUCAGCUAAAUUCACUCUGAUCACCUACUCAGAACCCUACAACUUCCUGAAAUCUCUCUACUUAUCCCUCAAAGUGGGCUCCAUCCCAGUAAUAAUCGCUGAAAACUACCGUAAUCUCCCUCUAUCUGAUAUGAUUGACUGGUCAAGAAUUCUCCUCAGACUUCAUCCUAAUCGAGUCUACCUUUUAUUUGAAUUUCUUCGCGAUUUAAAGCCAGAAAUGAUCAAGAAUUUGCAAAGGAAUGGGAGAUUCGUCUUCGAAAAUCACUUGGCUGAUAGUCAUGGUAAGAUAGACUUAACGCAGUACUAUGUAUAUAAUAAUUUCUUUAGUUCUUGUCAGAGCUGUCUUGUCAGCAGUCCGAUAUCGGAUGCAAAUUCCAGCAUCGAUAGAAAGCCACGAAGUUGCGAAGGAAUUUUUUACCAACGUCCCAAAGAAUUAUAUCGUUAAGGAAAGAGUGAAUGAUGAUAGACAAUUGAGCAGCGUUUUGGUAAGCGAUUUUUUAUAGCAUCUAAUACAAGGUAUUAGCCUUUUAAAUUAGGGCCUAAACAUUAUUUAAAAAAAUCAAAUCUAGUUUUAGUCAUCGCUUUCGACAUUUUGAGUAUUUUUGGUUACACAACUUGGAAACUCAACCUUUCUCGAUCCAUAUUUUAAAUCUCCGUGGCUUCUGCCUUGAUUGGACUAAUUUUCCAGCCCGGGUUACUGUAUUUUUUUUUUUUUAUUUUUUCUUCUUUUAGAAUUAUCACUUUGCCUUCAAUACCAACCCCACUUAUGUCGAUAAGCUCUCAAAAUUUGACACUCUCUAUGAACCCGUUUGGUCAUUUUCUUCAUCUUCUACUACGACCGAGCAAUUUACCAUCAUCCUCAACGCUUUCAAUCGAGAUGAACAACUUUUUGUCGUCCUUCGAAACCUAAAUGGUUUGAAGUACCUUAAGUCAGUCAUUGUGGUCUGGUGUGAUCCUGCUCGAGAGCCGUCAGAAGGCAGUAAAUGGCCGCAAAUUCAUGUGCCAGUUCACUUUGUUCAAGCCAAGGAAAACUCGUUGAAUGAGAGGUUUCGAGCGUUGGAUUUGAUUGAAACUGAGGCUGUUUUUAGUAUGGAUGAUGACUUUGAAGUGGAUAAUGAGAUCAUAGAAUUCUCUUAUCGGUAAGUGGUCGUUUUAUACGUCACAAAACUCAACAGCCCAUAUUUUUAUUAACGAUAAAGGUUUCGCUGUUUUUGGCCUUAUUUUUGCUAUUUUUCUCAAUCUCUUACUUUUUUUCUCUAACCCAAGUUUAAUUCCAGGGCAUGGCAAUCCAACAGAGAAACGCUGGUUGGUCCGAAUUCUCGUCUCGCCAUAUUUAAUCAACAGCAAAAAUCAGUCAAAUAUUUGACCGAAAAUGAAUGCAUGUACAAUAUAAUCUUGACGAGUGGCGCCUUCUUUCAUCGAAGUUAUUUGACCGCCUAUUGGGAUGAAAAAUACGCAGAGGUCAGAGAAAUGGUCGAUUCGAAGAAAAAUUGCGAGGACUUGGCGAUGAAUUUCCUGAUACAGCAUUUGUCGCGGAAAGGAGUCAUCAAAACAACAAAUCUAUUGAAAAGCAGGUGAGAAUAAAAGUUCAGGGUCAAGAAAAACUAAACCAGGGAAAUCCUAACCCUAACAAAUCAUGAAUUUUUCAGUGGUCGCUUUGAAAAGUCGUCCAAACUUUCCCUCCGAUCCAAACAUCUGACUGAUCGAAUUGAAUGCCUCCAAUUCCUUCGGAAAUUCUAUGGUUACAAUCCGCUUAUAACUUGGGAAACCCGCAUCGACUCGCUGCAUUAUAACCAUCCGGAUAAUUUAAAGUGCUACAACGAUGUCUGA